This is a messenger RNA of Cuscuta epithymum, 1646 nucleotides long. The record is from the annotation of a GenBank genome assembly. NCBI's taxonomy places the organism in Eukaryota, Viridiplantae, Streptophyta, Magnoliopsida, Solanales, Convolvulaceae.
AAUCGAUAUGACAUGCCAUUUGCACCAUUUGUGGGUGUGAAUCAUCAUGGUGAAACUAUAUUAUUUGGAUGUGGCUUAAUCUCAAAUGAAGAUACACAAACUUUUGUUUGGCUCUUUAAAGCUUGGCUUGAUUGCAUGGAGGGUUGUGCUCCAAAUGCAAUUAUAACCGAUCAAGACCGGGCUAUGCAAAAUGCAAUUCAAAUUGUAUUCCCAGAAACGAGGCACUGUUGGUGCUUGUGGCAUAUCAUGAGGAAGCUACCUGAAAAAAUGGGUGGGUUUGCGGACAAAGACAAAAUAAUGUUCAACAUUCACGACCUAGUUUAUGAUUCACAACAUCAUACUGAGUUUGAGGCAGGCUGGCAAGCUAUGCUCCAUAGGUUUUCUCUUCACCACGAUGAGUGGCUGGGUGUGAUGUACAACGAACGUCAUCGUUGGGUCCCGUGUUACUUGAAACCGUAUUUUUGGGCAGGUAUGUCAACCACUCAACGAAGUGAAAGUGUUAACGCCUUCUUUGGUGAGUAUGUUCAUUCUAAAACUAGUCUAAAACAGUUCGUGGAUCAAUAUGGGCGCGCUAUGAGAAAGAAGAUUGAAAACGAAUUUCAAGCCGAUGGCCUUUCUUUGACUAAAAUGAUUCCAUGUGUUACGUCGUUUGCAAUUGAAAAACAAGUGCAACGUGUUUACACCAUAGCCAAGUUCAAAGAAUUUCGAACCCAAUUACUUGAUCAAUUGUAUUGUUAUGUCAUACCAAUGAUGGAUGGUAAGACAUAUGAAGUGAAAGAGAAUCGUGUCAUCAAUGGGUUUGAUAAGAGUUGGACCUUCAUUGUUGAGUAUGAUGUUUCUACAUCUAAAGGAAUGUGUAGUUGCCACUUGUUCGAGUUUCGAGGCAUUUUGUGUAGACAUUUUCUUAUGGUGGCACUAAGAUAUAAUGUCAAAGUGUUGCCUGAUUGUUACAUACUACCAAGGUGGCGGCGAGACAUCAAAAGAGCUUACACCCGAGUGAAGAUCAAUUACGACGGGUGGAUAACUACGGUGGAACAAGAAAGGUUUGAUAGGUUGUGUACGACAUUUGAGACCCUUGCAAACACCAUUGCCGAUGAUCCGGAAAAAUGCAAGAGCGUUAUGAUGUGGCUGGAACGGCAAUUGGAACUACAUAAACCCGCUCCUCCAUAUCAUUCCUCUAUAUGUGGUGUGUUGACACCGUUACCGGUACCGGAUAGUGGUGUGCAUGCGGAAGUACCACAACAAAUUAAGGAUCCAAAGUCAGCAAAACGCAAAGGCGCUCCCAAGAAAAAUCGUUUGAAGGGGCCGCUGGAAAAGGGGAAAUCCAAGUCAAAGCCAAAUACGCACAAGAAACGAAGCACAAUGGACAAUGCUCGACAGGAGUACGCUGGACAGGGGUUCGCGGGACAGCCGUACACUGGAGAAGGCUACGGUGGAGAGGGGUUCGCGGGACAGCCGUACACUGGAGAGGGCUUCGUUGGAGAGGGGUACCAUGGUCAAUAUGAUUAUGGUGCAGUCAACAAUAGUAUGACACUACAAUAUCAAGACAGUUUAGAUUUAAAUCUGACUUUGUUUUGAGACAUAUGGCACUUUUUAAGUACUUAUUUGAAAUACAUUAGAAUGUUAUGUUUUUUUGUGUGGUGUAG